Chrysochloris asiatica (Cape golden mole) is the source of this 1498-nucleotide messenger RNA. It is a transcript of the gene SLC37A4, whose product is annotated as solute carrier family 37 (glucose-6-phosphate transporter), member 4. Gene Ontology annotation, molecular function: glucose 6-phosphate:phosphate antiporter activity. The transcript is spliced from 10 exons. Gene Ontology annotation, cellular component: endoplasmic reticulum membrane. The coding region runs from base 407 to 1477 and encodes 356 amino acids. Lineage: Eukaryota; Metazoa; Chordata; Mammalia; Afrosoricida; Chrysochloridae. The record is from RefSeq and is a predicted model, not a curated record. Gene Ontology annotation, biological process: phosphate ion transmembrane transport; glucose-6-phosphate transport.
GCAUGCGCCAGCGGCUCCGCCUCGCCCCGCCCCAUUCUUGUACGGCUCCCGCCUCUGUUCAGGACACUGGGUUCCCUAGGAGCCGCCCCAGGCUUAAUGAUUGUCCAGAAGGUGGCUAUAAAGGGAGCCAGGGAGGCUGAGUGGAGGAGGGAGUGGAAAAGACCUUAUUCAGCAGAUCCUGGCAUUGAGAGAGCCAGAAAGCAAGGGCUGUGGUCAGAGGCUCUGCGUCCUGGCCUGAGGAACGAGGUUCCUGGCUCCAAUCCUGAGCCCUUCACCCCUGUUUGGAGGUGGAACAAUAGAAUUGCUAGAAGCCCUGGGUUGGCAUCCAGAGUGAGGGCUCAUCACCAGCAGCCAGUCUGCAGCGUAUGCCAUCAGCAAGUUUGUGAGUGGGGUGUUGUCUGACCAGAUGAGCGCUCGCUGGCUCUUCUCCUCUGGGCUGCUGUUGGUUGGUCUGGUCAACAUCAUUUUUUCCUGGAGCUCCACAGUGCCAGUCUUUGCUGUACUCUGGUUCCUCAAUGGUCUGGCACAGGGGUUGGGCUGGCCCCCAUGUGGGAAGAUCUUGCGGAAGUGGUUUGAGCCAUCUCAGUUUGGCACUUGGUGGGCCAUCUUGUCAACCAGCAUGAACCUGGCUGGAGGGCUGGGCCCAAUCCUGGCAACUGUCCUAGCCCAGAGCUACAGCUGGCGUAGCACGCUGGCCCUGUCUGGGGCUCUGUGUGUGGUUGUCUCCUUCUUCUGUCUCCUGUUCAUCCACAAUGAACCUGCUGAUGUUGGACUCCGCAACCUGGACCCCACCCCCUCCAAGGGCAAGAAGGGCUCCUUGAAGGAUGAUAGCACCCUACAGGAGCUGCUGCUGUCCCCCUACCUGUGGGUACUUUCUACUGGCUACCUUGUGGUGUUUGGGGUGAAGACCUGCUGUACCGACUGGGGUCAGUUCUUCCUGAUCCAGGAGAAAGGACAGUCAGCCCUUGUGGGUAGUUCCUACAUGAGUGCUCUGGAGGUUGGAGGCCUUGUAGGCAGCAUCGCAGCUGGUUAUCUGUCAGACCGGGCUAUGGCAAAGGUGGGGCUGUCCAUCUAUGGGAACCCUCGCCAUGGGUUGCUGCUAUCCAUGAUGGCUGGCAUGACUGUGUCCAUGUACCUCUUCCGGGUAACUGUGACCAGUGACUCCCACCAGCUCUGGAUCCUGGUGUUGGGAGCUGUGUUUGGUUUCUCCUCGUAUGGUCCCAUUGCCUUGUUUGGAGUGAUAGCCAACGAGAGUGCCCCUCCCAACCUGUGUGGCACCUCCCAUGCCAUUGUGGGACUCAUGGCCAAUGUGGGCGGCUUUCUGGCUGGGUUGCCCUUCAGCACCAUUGCCAAGCACUACAGUUGGAGCACAGCCUUCUGGGUGGCGGAAGUGAUCUGUGCAGCCAGCACAGCUGUCUUCUUCCUACUACGAAACAUCCGCACCAAGAUGGGCAGAGUGCCCAAGAAGGAGGAGUGAAGAGGAUGCAGGCUCUGGGGC